AUGGCUGCGGCCGGCGGCGGGGCGGCGGCGGGCCGAGCCUACUCGUUCAAGGUGGUGCUGCUGGGAGAAGGCUGCGUGGGGAAGACGUCGCUGGUGCUGCGCUACUGCGAGAACAAGUUCAACGACAAGCACAUCACCACUUUGCAGGCAUCAUUCUUAACAAAGAAGUUAAAUAUUGGUGGGAAAAGAGUAAACCUUGCCAUAUGGGAUACAGCAGGUCAAGAGAGAUUCCAUGCAUUGGGUCCAAUUUACUACAGAGAUUCAAAUGGAGCUAUUUUAGUUUAUGAUAUAACAGAUGAAGAUUCUUUUCAGAAGGUAAAAAACUGGGUCAAAGAAUUACGGAAAAUGUUGGGAAAUGAAAUCUGUUUAUGUAUAGUUGGUAAUAAAAUAGACUUGGAAAAGGAAAGACAUGUAUCCAUUCAGGAAGCAGAAUCGUAUGCAGAAUCUGUGGGAGCAAAACAUUAUCAUACAUCAGCCAAACAAAACAAAGGAAUUGAGGAACUCUUUCUUGACCUUUGUAAAAGGAUGAUAGAAACAGCACAAGUGGAUGAGAGGGCAAAAGGCAAUGGCUCCAGUCAACCAGGAGCUGCCAGGCGAGGUGUACAGAUUAUUGAUGAUGAACCUCAAGUCCAGAGUGGUGGUGGAGGGUGCUGUUCUUCUGGAUAACUGUUCACACCUAAGAAAUUAAAACAAACUGUGGAUCAUUGCCCUCAACAUGAAGACUGCCAUAUUCCAAGUCACAUUAUUUUACCAAUGGAAUUAUAGAAUUAACAGUAUUUUAAAUUACGUUUAUAACACUGCAGAGACCUUAAGUGCUAAACUUAGUGGAGUUUGUGACCAGAGAAUUGGCAUUUUCUACAAAUGUUAACAAAGCAAUUACCAAUGGCCUUUUUACAUAUUUUUUUCUUUAAUAAGGAAUAAUAUGCAUGUAGAAAAGACCUACUUAAAGGCUUCAUUUAUAUUCUUUUAAAUCAAAUCUUUAUUUAAUAACUUAUGUACGUUGUUGGAAUGGUAUACAUUUUGCAGCCCUUUGUAUUUUGUGGUAGUUUGAAUUGUAUCACUUCUAAACAGCAAACUGUUUUUGUUUUUGUUUUUUAAUUAGCAGAUACCUGAAGUACUAUUUUUGCAGGGUUUGCACAGUCCCCUAACUGUCUACUACUUUGAUAUAAUCUAUAUACAUCCUGUAUGCUGAGCUAGUAAAAUACAUUGUAAAUUACAUAUUAAAUAUUUUAUCUGCUUUUACAAGCGCAAGGUGCAAAAAUAUAUACAGUAGUCUCAUUGAUGACUGUAAAGUGAUUAACAUUUGAUGAUAAUGCCUAAGCUUUCUGACUCUGAUAUAUAAAGAUCAUAGCUCCCUUCACUUUUGUCUUAACUUGAAAGUGGCGUGUUUAAUUUUUCACAUAUACUUUACUUGAAUUAUUGCUGUUGUCACAUAUUUUUCCCUCUGUAAGUCCAUCUGAUGAUUGAACAACAGCAUUUGCCUUUUGGUUUGGGUUUUAUUUGUGUUUUAAUUUUUUUUAUGAAAGAGAUGACUUCUGCCAAUUUUGCUUUAGAAUGGUUAUCUUAGAAAUACUUGAGCAGCACAUGCUGAAUUUUACUUCUUCAAUGGCUUUAGUUUUCUCUUAGGCUUUCUGUGAGAUGGGUUCACUGGUGCGAGAAGAAAGGAAGAGAUCCCAGAUAGUAGCCACUCACCAAGACUCAUCCAUGCAGAAUGUUAGUGGUGGUUUAUGCUCCUGAGGCAGCACUUUUAGAUCCUUUGUGACAAUUGUCUUCGUUCAAUGCUUGCCAGAGAUGAACACAAAGUUUUGUUUAAUUUUGUAAGAGCUGUUCUGAGUUUCUGUGAAGGGAAACAUUUCAUGUAAUGCAGUUACAGCGAACACUGGAAAGAUUUAUUAUAAAAUUAUAUUCUUGUGUACUUUGUAAAUUAGUCUCUCAUUAGAUUUUUUUUUUUUACAUGGAGCAUAGGACUGAACUUAAAUUUGUUAAUUUUAAUAGAAUCAGGCACUGCUCACGAAGGAACACAAGUUGUAGAAAUCAACGUAAAUUGUUCUUGUUCUAAUAUAUAUAUUUUUCCAUUUCUGUCAUGCUUGGAAAACUAGUAAAUGUUAUGUCUGAGAUAAAAUGGAAUGGUCCCUGGAUUCACUUCUUAUAAGAAGCAGUAGUAUGCAAUAAAGUUGUUAGCAUGAGCAAUUAAGAGAAUAUAAAGAUGUACUACCAUAUUUUUAAGUUAAAACCUUAAUCUGGGUUAAAAAUGGAAUGAAUUGACACCUUAAUUUUAUGAUGUUAGAAUUUUAACUUAGUAUUAGCGGUUCUGUGAGCCCUCACUUUACCUUUUCUAAUUAUUGUCCUUGCCAAACUCAACACACUGACCUCUGUUGUGUGUGUUGGGGAGAGUGGGGUGGGAAAAGUCAGGGAGAUAAGCUAAAAUUCUUUUAUGGGGUGACUGUACUCUGGUUUCUCAGUUUCCUGUGAAGUUGGUGUUUGUUCAGGGGCUUGGGGAAAGCAGAGGGAAUCAUGAGUACCACAGAGGAAAAUUGUUCGGGCCUUCUUUCAGGUGUAGAGAACGCCUUGCCACGCCUCCUAUUGUAGAUGUAGAUGGGAAAUAAGCUCGUGCAUUGGAGUGAAAAGGUUUAAAUUUUUUUUUUUCUUUAUUGAUUUUUAGAGAGGGAGAGGAAGAGAAACAUUGAAGAGAGAGAGAACAUCAAUUGACUGCCUCCUGCAUGCCC
This is a messenger RNA of Molossus molossus (Pallas's mastiff bat), 2726 nucleotides long. RefSeq names its product RAB21, member RAS oncogene family (gene RAB21). Gene Ontology annotation, molecular function: GTP binding; GTPase activity. NCBI's taxonomy places the organism in Eukaryota, Metazoa, Chordata, Mammalia, Chiroptera, Molossidae. The transcript is spliced from 7 exons. Gene Ontology annotation, biological process: Rab protein signal transduction. The record is from RefSeq and is a predicted model, not a curated record. Bases 1 to 666 code for a protein of 221 amino acids.